Messenger RNA from Caenorhabditis remanei, 291 nucleotides. RefSeq lists its product as uncharacterized. NCBI's taxonomy places the organism in Eukaryota, Metazoa, Nematoda, Chromadorea, Rhabditida, Rhabditidae. The coding region runs from base 1 to 291 and encodes 96 amino acids. The record is from RefSeq and is a predicted model, not a curated record. The transcript has 2 exons.
AUGAAGAGUUUUGACAUCGAACAUUUCUAUUUGGUGUCCACUGACGCUAAUAUUCAACAAUGUGCUCGUCGUCACACUCAAAACGGUCAUUCUACGUUCACAUUGACAACUCGUGAAUACCACAAGGAUGAGUACACAGAGACCAGGAAAAACGUGAAUAAGGAAGACUUUAACAAGACGAACAAUCCAUGUACUCACUGUCUAGUACUCAGAGGAAGAAACCUGCCUCUUCCUGAUGUUCGAUUCUCUCCCAUCAAUACAAAAUGGCUAAGGUGUUUUCACUCAGUUUAA